UAAAAGAGUCAUUCCAGAAAACCCUACUUGUCCCCUGUCUCCUGAUGUCGCCCACUUCAUUUCCUAGUUGAAGGAGAAGCACUCGGUUGCUCGACGCUCCCUCUCUCUUCGUUGACUGACUGUCACUCUCUUCCUCCUCGCCGAUCAUCUCUCAGACUUUUCUCGCCAACCAAACAACCCUUUACGGAUGUUUAAGGGAAUGUGUUGACUUGUUGAUUGUGGUUAAAUUUGGCAGCCGAUCUUAUCUGUGAUCUCGGACCAACUGGAAGUCCGAAGAAGCGUCUGUGAGGACCUCCGAGGACCACCCAGCGAUCUGGGUAGGUGGUGGAAGAGAGAAGACCAUCAUAGCUGGCAGAUGCUGUGAAACAAAAGCUUUGAACAAAGAAGACAACGAAGAGGAAUACAGAGAAGACCACCAUGGCUAUGCUGUUCUUGAACUUUGGUUCCAAGUUCCAACAAAGAAGAAAGACUUUCUCUCUCCAUCCCAUGGCCAAUUCCCUUUUUUAUUUCUAAAUUGUUAUCCAAUUAGGUCACUGACUUGAGUUAUAAUCAUGGAUGAUGGGUCAUCGUAUCCAUCGGUAUUUCAGAAAAUACAUGGGCAGUCUUACCUCAUAUGUAGGCUUUCCCCCAGGAUUCACACAAGAAACUAUGGGGUGAAUGGUGCGUAUGCCAAUGGAGCUUUGCAGAGCCCCCUGCUGCCAACUUUUGACAGCACUGCCCUUGCACAAGUCUCUUCUUUGUCCCCAAUUAUGGUGCAGGCCCCGGCAGAGAAAGGUGCAGCUGGUUUUGCUAUCGAUUUUCUCAUGGGAGGUGUAUCUGCUGCUGUUUCCAAAACUGCUGCUGCUCCUAUUGAGCGUGUUAAACUACUGAUACAGAAUCAAAAUGAGAUGAUCAAGGCUGGUCGACUUUCUGAACCAUACAAGGGUAUAACUGACUGCUUUGCCCGAACAAUUAAGGAUGAAGGUGUUUUUUCUCUGUGGAGAGGAAACACUGCCAAUGUUAUCAGAUACUUCCCUACCCAGGCCUUUAACUUUGCUUUCAAGGAUUACUUCAAGAGGCUUUUCAACUUCAAGAAGGAUAAAGAUGGCUACUGGAAGUGGUUCGCUGGGAACCUGGCAUCAGGUGGUGCUGCUGGUGCUUCAUCUCUUAUUUUUGUGUAUUCUCUGGACUUUGCAAGAACACGUUUGGCAAAUGAUGCCAAGGCUGCCAAGAAGGGUGGUGAAAGGCAGUUUAAUGGUUUGGUUGAUGUUUACAAGAAAACCCUCAAGUCUGAUGGCAUUGCUGGGUUAUAUCGAGGAUUCAACAUCUCUCUUGUUGGAAUUAUCGUGUACCGUGGGCUUUACUUUGGCAUGUACGAUUCUCUGAAACCUGUUGUUCUAACUGGUGGCCUGCGGGAUAGCUUCUUUGCUAGCUUCUUUCUGGGAUGGGGAAUUACGAUCGGUGCUGGAUUGGCUUCUUACCCUUUGGACACGGUGCGUAGAAGGAUGAUGAUGACCUCAGGAGAAGCUGUGAAAUACAAUAGCUCUUGGGAUGCAUUUAAGCAAAUUAUAAAAAACGAAGGUGCUAAGUCACUGUUUAAGGGUGCUGGAGCAAACAUAUUGCGUGCUGUUGCAGGUGCCGGUGUACUUGCUGGCUAUGACAAGCUGCAAGUCGUACUUCUUGGCAAAAAGUAUGGGUCUGGCGGCGGUGGUUAAUGAUAUGCUAUGUUGACGCAAUCAUUAGUUAUUGUGUGAGCAUCGACUCUAGUUGAAGAAUUUGGAUGAACGGAAGUGCUUUAUGUUUCCAAAUGUUUGUGGAUCUGUUAUUAGAAAGUAAUAGUUACAAGGAUGAAGAAAUUUGAAUUUUGGGUGAUUGUUAUCUGUACUUGAGCUCUGAAUGGAAGUGCUUUUACGUUUUUAA
Molecule: messenger RNA, 1899 nt
Organism: Pyrus x bretschneideri (Chinese white pear)
Lineage: Eukaryota; Viridiplantae; Streptophyta; Magnoliopsida; Rosales; Rosaceae
Product: ADP,ATP carrier protein 3, mitochondrial
Exons: 6
Coding region: 552-1694 (380 amino acids)
Biological process (GO): mitochondrial ADP transmembrane transport; mitochondrial ATP transmembrane transport
Cellular component (GO): mitochondrial inner membrane
Molecular function (GO): ATP:ADP antiporter activity
Source: RefSeq, a predicted model, not a curated record